Molecule: messenger RNA, 813 nt
Organism: Drosophila hydei
Lineage: Eukaryota; Metazoa; Arthropoda; Insecta; Diptera; Drosophilidae
Product: homeobox protein invected-like
Exons: 2
Coding region: 286-813 (175 amino acids)
Source: RefSeq, a predicted model, not a curated record
CCGGGCGAGAGUUUUUAUUGUUUUUUCGGACGUUAAAUAGUAUUAUGUUGAAUAUUGAAUGCCAGACGUGCGUGAGCGCCAUCUAGCGGCGAGACGACCUAACGAAACGAAAGUGCUUCUGUAUGUGUGUGCCUGUGUGUGCAUAUCUCUCUGUGUGUGCUUGUGUGUGCGUGUGAACUAAUUGUGAAUUGUAAAUAGCGAAACAUCGAAAUGCCGACGGCUUUUCAGCCCCUAACCCUGGGCUAGGCGCACUUCUGCCGCAACCAUUGAACACUGGCUACACUUAUGUCCACGCUGGCCAGCAGUCGCCAUCCGACGCUGAAUCUGACACUGAAACGCACCAACGAGAAUCAGCAUCAGGAUCCAGAAGCUGUGCCUGGUGCAAUGCAUCCCGAUUGCCUGCCACUGCCGCUGCCCCUAGGUGCAGCUGGCGGCCACGGCAGCAGUCCGCAGCUGCAGAAACCCGACGACGGGGAGGAGGAUGAUGGCUCCGCUUGCGAUGAGCAUAUGGUGAAUAUUUUGGAUGACCAGGAGGAGCCCAAUGAGGAUGACGAAGAAGAACUGGAUGAUGCGGCCAGCUGCUGCAGCGAGAACAGCGUACUCAGCGUGGGCCAGGAGCAAUCCCAAGUGGCUGCUGCCCAGGCCAGGCAGCGUCUGCUAAUGAGCCAGCUCUAUCGUCCGUCGGCCUUCAGCAGCGUCGCCAACAAUGCCAAUCCCCAUGCGCAAGCCGCCGAGGAUGCUGCUCAUCCUAUGUCUGCGCCGGCCAGCUUCCAGGAGGAGUUUCUGCGGUUAAUGCCCUCACAGCUGCUGUGA